AUACGAAAACAUAGCAGCGCCGACAAAAGCUCAUGGAAGCGAGAGCGGCAGCGGUUUUGGAUAAAUAAAUGUUUGAGUUAUGUAGAAAAACAUUUCGGGCGAGAAGAUUUUCGUUUUCGUUGCGAUUCAGUUAACAUUUGGCAAAAGGAUUCCGCCUAAAACAGACAAACCGACGGAUGACGCGUCAGACCAAGUCGCAAAGUCGUAACUGUGACAAGUUUCCAACUCAAGUUCAAUACAAGCGGAUACGUUAAAUGCAACGGUAACGGUAACGGAAUCGGAAUCGGAAGUCACGUUGCACAGUUGAAAUUCGUGUUGAGAAAUAUCAAAAUAAAUUAAGUGAAAAAAGCGCAUUAAUCAGUUCCUGAGAAAUAGUCAAACAAGUGUUACGUCCUAUUCAUAAGUUAAGCAUUUCAUUAGCAUAAAUAAAUACGCUACAAAUACAAAUACAAAUACAAAUACAAAUACAAAUACAAAUACAAAUACAAAUACAAAUACAAAUAUAAAUACAAGGACAGCUCAUUUUGGUGCAGUGUACAAGAGAUAUAUAGAAUAGUUAAAGCUAAACGCCCAAAGCAUGCACACCAGCACGGAUCCCAUGCACGCCCUGCACGACUGCUCCUCCCAGUCGCCGCCACUGCACAAGGGCCAGCGCGGCGGCGUCGCAGCCUCGCGUGCCGCCGCCGCCGCUGCGGAUGAAAUGUCCAUGAUCUGCGACGACAGCGAUUUUGAGUCGACGGCCGCCGGCGGCAGCAGCAGCGGCGAUAACAACAACAGCAGCGGCGGCACCGUCAACGGCAGCGCCGGCACCGGCGGCCCCUUGGUGAAGCCGCCGUACUCCUACAUUGCUCUGAUCACCAUGGCCAUACUUCAGUCGCCGCACAAGAAACUCACGCUCAGUGGAAUAUGUGAUUUCAUAAUGUCCCGUUUUCCAUACUACAAGGACAAGUUUCCCGCUUGGCAGAACUCCAUUCGCCACAAUCUCAGUCUGAACGAUUGUUUUAUCAAAGUGCCGCGCGAGCCGGGCAAUCCGGGCAAGGGCAAUUUUUGGACACUGGAUCCCCUGGCGGAGGACAUGUUCGACAAUGGCAGCUUCCUGCGCCGACGGAAGCGGUACAAACGAGCGCCGGCCAUGCAACGAUUCUCGUUUCCCGCCGUCUUUGGGACGCUGUCGCCGUUCUGGAUACGGAAGCCGGUGCCGCUGGUGCCGGUGCACUUCAAUGUGCCCAACUUCAAUGGGAAUCGCGACUUUGAUGUGAUGCACACGCCCAGCGAUGUGUUCGACACGGCGCUGCGUGUGGAUAAAAAAUUCAACUUCUUUGCCAAUGCGGAGGCUUCAUUCUAUCAGAACAACAGCGAGAAGUUCGAUCGCCUGUCGUUCAUCAACCGCCGAACGGACGCCGUCGACGCACUGCCUCCAGCCAGCAGCGGCAGCGCCGCCGGCGAUGCCAGCAGAGCCAACAAGUACAAAAAUCCUUAUGCGUUCGAUGUAUCCGCCGCCGCUGCGGCUGGCCUUGGAGCCGCGGAAUAUGCCGAGCGAGCCAACUAUACGGAUCUCAAUGUGUACAAUGAUGAUGUGGAUGGGGAUGGGGACGAUACCUCGUGCGAUAAAAUUGAUGUGGAAAGCGCCAAUGAGCAUGAGCAGGACUCGCAUAUAUCGGACUCCGUGGAUUCGGUGUGCACAAAUCCGAAUCGUUUAGAUGUGGCCACAGAGGCCAUCACACGCGAUCCAGACCCCGAGCCGGAGCGCAAUUCGCCCUAUGCGAUGCUCUUCGAUCAGGCGGAGGCAUCCAACAGUUCGCUCGCGAUUACGUCCAGUCCCAAGGUGGCCACGCACAGGAACACACUUACCAGGACGACCUUGCUGCAGAUGAACAGCGAGCCCGCCAAUCUGAGAUGCGCCAGGCAGACCAUUGCCAAGGACUUUCGCAUCGAGACGCUCAUCGGACACGGGCACAGCGAUGGGGCGGCCAGUGAUUAGUGAUCCAACCGGGACGGAACGGAACCAUCUGCUUGUGUAAAAUAUAUUCCAGUGAUUUCAGUUAAAGAUUACGAUCUAAGCAUAUUUUAACACUUCGUCUGAACGUUGUAAACAUUAGCUGUAGUUUGCGGUAUACACGGAAUGCAUCUAGACUCAUGUACUCCUCCCUCCACACAUCCGACAGCGUGUACACUGAAAAAAACUUUAGCUACAUUUUAGAAAAUCACCAAAAAUUAAUACAGUUUUUUCUCUAUUUAAAGAAAGAGAUCUGUUUGGACGAUUUCGAAAACAAUUUUAAUUUAUGGCGAUUUUCUAAUAUUGAGUGGGAAUAGUUUUGAAGUGUAGAUGCAUAUUCGAGAUACUUUUAUGCCAGCACAAAAUUUUAAUGCGACCAAAAAAAAAAAACAAAA
Messenger RNA from Drosophila montana, 2391 nucleotides. RefSeq names its product forkhead domain 59A (gene fd59A). Gene Ontology annotation, biological process: anatomical structure morphogenesis; cell differentiation; regulation of transcription by RNA polymerase II. Gene Ontology annotation, molecular function: DNA-binding transcription factor activity, RNA polymerase II-specific; RNA polymerase II cis-regulatory region sequence-specific DNA binding. The transcript is spliced from 2 exons. The record is from RefSeq and is a predicted model, not a curated record. Bases 578 to 1981 code for a protein of 467 amino acids. NCBI's taxonomy places the organism in Eukaryota, Metazoa, Arthropoda, Insecta, Diptera, Drosophilidae.